ACAGUGGGUGCAGUUCACAUUAGCCUGGACGUUACAGUUAGCAGGCAUCGCUUUUAAGUGGUCCCCUGUGUCUAACUGUAACACAAUUUCUGUUUACUAAAUCAGAGUUAGGAGCUGUUAUCGAGGCUCUCCGACGACCGCUUCGCCAAGAUGAGCUUCCUGUUCGGUCGCUCAUCCAAGACCUUCAAGCCGAAGAAGAACAUCCCAGAGGGUUCCCACCAGUAUGAGCUGUUGAAACAUGCUGAGGCAACACUGGGCAGUGGGAACUUGAGGCAGGCUGUCAUGUUGCCAGAGGGAGAGGAUCUCAAUGAGUGGAUUGCUGUCAACACUGUGGAUUUCUUCAACCAGAUCAACAUGCUGUACGGGACCAUCACUGAGUUCUGCACUGAGACCAGCUGCUCUGUAAUGUCUGCUGGACCAAGAUAUGAGUAUCACUGGGCUGAUGGCACCAAUAUUAAGAAGCCCAUCAAAUGCUCCGCGCCAAAGUACAUCGACUACCUGAUGACCUGGGUGCAGGAUCAAUUGGAUGAUGAGACACUUUUCCCCUCCAAGAUUGGAGUUCCUUUUCCCAAGAACUUCAUGUCUGUGGCCAAAACCAUCCUGAAGCGCCUGUUCAGGGUUUACGCUCACAUCUACCACCAACAUUUUGACUCUGUGAUGCAGCUGCAGGAGGAGGCCCACCUCAACACCUCCUUCAAGCACUUCAUUUUCUUUGUUCAGGAGUUCAACCUCAUCGACAGGCGGGAGCUUGCUCCCCUGCAGGACUUGAUUGAGAAGCUUGGAUCCAAGGACAGAUAGACAUUUCAUCACACAUUUUCUUUCUUAAACAGUUUCUUUUUCCUCCUUUGUUCCUCUCUGUGACCUCAGCUACCUCUAUGACUUCUAGUCUCAACUCUUUAAAUCUGUGCCUUCUUCUUUUCAUUUCAUGAAUGUUAGUACUGUCCUUUUCUGUUAUUCCUUUUGUUGUCUUUUAUGCUGUCUUUGAGCCCUUUCUUCCAUUUCGCCACUCUAGAUCAUAUAAAAUAGUGUGUAGUUUAGUAAGAAUAUUUUUUCACAGGACUGUGGUCAAUGACUAUCUAAGAACAACCAACUGAAUUUUAUAUUGGACCAAGGACAUGAAUUUAUGAAAGUUACAGUGAAAACCAGCCUUUUUUCCAUUCAAAAGUUGGUGUACAGUGUUUGUAAUUGUGACAACACUUUAGUUAUUGAUAGACAAUUUAAUUUUUGUUAACUUUUAACUUUUGUAAUUACAAUUCCUGACCAAAUAUCCCCAAAUAUCUUUUAUAGAUGUCUGUCAUCAGUGUACAAUGGUAAGUAAAGAUGGCAAGAAAAGCAACAACAUAAAACAGUCGCGUGGAAGGUGUUUUGAGUCACCAACAAGACGGACACAGUAUGCACCGGAAUAUAGCUCUCUUUCACAUGCUGGUUGUGUAUCUGAUACCCCACAUAUGCUAACAUGCUUCCUAUUGACACACUCUUUGACACAGUUACAUGUGAAGAGAUGCCUUUGUUGUCGCCCCACAGAAAACACCAGCAUUGUAGCGAUUUCAGUUUGUUCAUGCAACAUUGUGGCUUGGUUGCUAUAAUGCAAGAUAUGGUGCUUACAGGGAUGCUUUUAAACUGCUUGAUGGUUAUUAUUAAUAGCCACUUGAAGCUUUUGUAAUCAUGACCUUAAUAAGGAGUUAAGUAGAAAUCAUUCAAAAAUAGUCUAAGUCAUUUUAGUUAAUUUUUGAUGGUACUUUUUAAAAAUUAACCCCCCCCCCAACCUAGAGCAAUAACUAUAGCACCUGUGCAUGAUGAGGAUGUGUGAGGUAUAUGUAGCUAUACACAGAUGUCUUGAUUAGUCUUGGUGCAUGUAUCACAGUCAUUUCCUGUGCCUAGCUCUGGCUACAACAGCAGGGCUGUCUGUACUGCCUUCCUUUUACAAACAAAUGCAGCUAGUAUUCCUUAUGAAUGUUAUAUUUGGCAAACUUUGAGCAAGAGAACUCGUCCGUAACCUUCUUCAUGUUGGGCAUAAAUUCACAUCAGACAAUCAUGAAAGCCAUUAAGAGCCUUUACAUAACGUAAUGCAUCACCAGGAUCCAACCAAUGUGACUGGGUGCUAUAAUUGUUCAUUUUAUAAUGUACUCUUGGAGAAGUUGAAAGUCCUUCAACAAUGUGAAAAACCAUGUUUUUACACUUUAACUGAAAUGUAUCCACUUUUUGGCCCUCUGGAUGCUUGAAGAGUGAAAUCAAGCCAGCACCCAGUAAGUUAAUCAUUUAUAUGUUUAUCAAUAUAUUUUACAAGACAAAAAUCUAACAUUUUGCAAGAUUUUAUUUGAAUAUAUAUGGAUAUAUAAUGAGUCCUUUCUUUCAAUCCAGUCUCAUUUUUUUUUUUAAAUAAAUUGCUUUUCUAAGUAUUUUGUUUGUAAACUUUGGGCAUGGAGUUACAUUUUUUAAAUUACAUUGGAGAAAAAAUUGUUGACUUUACCUCUUCGGGAACAAGGGCUUUGAUAUGAAUUAAAAGGUUUAUGUAUUUGAAAUAAUGGUCCAAUCAUUUGGGGAGGGCAUCUUGACAGGGAUGACAAGUGAGGAUUUAUGUACUGCGUCCUAACAUUUGCUGUAAAUAAGAUCAGUGUUUUAUCUGAACAAAACUGCCUUUCAAAAAUGAAAAUGUCUGAUGUGACAGUAUUGGUAGAUCAAAAACUUAAUAAACUCUGAAAGGACAA
Molecule: messenger RNA, 2708 nt
Organism: Centropristis striata (black sea bass)
Lineage: Eukaryota; Metazoa; Chordata; Actinopteri; Perciformes; Serranidae
Product: MOB kinase activator 1A
Exons: 6
Coding region: 151-798 (215 amino acids)
Biological process (GO): positive regulation of protein phosphorylation; hippo signaling
Cellular component (GO): nucleus; cytoplasm
Molecular function (GO): protein kinase activator activity
Source: RefSeq, a predicted model, not a curated record